AGCGUGAAUUUUCCCGAUUUCGAACAUUCGUAUUUGCUUGGUAAAAGCCCCCACUCCAACUUCAUUCGCUUUCGCUCGAAAUCAGAGUUACUUUACUGUUGAGAAAACAAGAAUUUAAUCCUUGACGAGAAUUAAACUGAGAUUACCACCAGACGUUCGUACAUAUAGUCAUGGCGACCAGCGACACGACUCAACCUAUGCUCCACGCCCGCUAUGUGCUUGGCGGGUCAGGCUCGGACCUGUUUUCGGAGCCCCGGGUGUGCACGGAGAUUAUGCAAAUGAUCCACCGUUCCAGGCGAGAGACGGCACAGAAGCAGAUGCAUCCGGACGAAGCUACAUCGGCCUCGGCCGCAGGGACUUCUACGGGAUCUUCGUCGUCGUCCUCUCGUCCCGUUCGAAUUGUGUAUUUUGGCACCGCCGCGUACGACGCCCCCGCUUCUUUCAAGAGGCAAACGGACGAGUUCGUCAAGGCCGGCGCCUCGGUGUCAGAAAUACGCUGCACCACCGGGGGCAAGGCGAGUAUCAGGUGGAUAACGCCGGCAACAGAAACCUCGGAGGAGCGUGUCGUAGACGCCGGAAAGAGGCACGAAAACGGUACGAAUUUGAGCAGUAAUGUGUAGUUUUGAUAAUGAAGUAUGUGCCGUGCCACAUCCAUGUAUUGGUUUUGGCUUGAUGUUGAAAAGCGUGGUCGCCUACGGCUACGAAUACUAGAAAUUAUAUGUAGCAUAGUUAGUACGCCUACGCGGCCAUAGCAGCGCCUGCAAAGUGCCUCUUCGUAAACCUUUGAAAUUUUUUGACUCGACGAUGGAUUGUGUUUCUGCUCGCAGGUAGCAUAAGCGUGAACGAGGGCAACCUCGCGGAGAUUGCGCAAUUCGUGAGCGAAGAGGCAGACGCAGUUCUGAUUUCCGGCGGAAACACGCUUUACGCAGUGGACCGGCUCCGCGGACUGGGGAUAGACCAGUGGAUCCGGCGUGCGGCUGCGCGCGGUGCGGUGAUGUGCGGCGGGUCCGCCGGCGCCGUCCUCUGGUUCGAGACCGGGCACAGCGACAGCGCCGACCCAGACUCCUUCUACUCGAAAUUUAUGGAGCUUGAACGCAUGAAGCGCGAGGUGCUGGAAAAAACGGGCGAAGUUUGCGACGAAUCUACCGUGCGCCAGAGGUACAACGCGCUCAUGGAAGCACAGCAACUCGCACCGCUUACCCUCCAGGAAAAAAGCGGGGAGGCCAAAGAAAGUAAGCCCAGUCUGAGCCAGGUGUUUGAAGACCAAGAUAAUAGCGCGGCGAAUAAUGCCGGUGUGGAAACUCCCGCAGGUACAUUGAUUGAUUCUUUUUCAUGUUCGACGCCAUAGUCUACAGCACUAAAUUCCACAAAACCCUAUUUUCAUCAACUAUAGCACGCGCAGCAUCAUGCUACUUAUUUCAUUUUCACUCGUGAACUGCAGCUGUGCGCAUAAGCAGUAGCUGUGACAUGAUCAAUGCCGAAAUACAACCGGGUGUAAAUGAAAAUCAAUUUCCUCCGUUUUAGGAAUAAAAAUAGAGAAACAAAAACCUUUCUUGGCUCAUCUAUCAGUCUUCUGGCGGAAAUAUUCUUUGAAAAUCUUCGAAUCCGUGAAGCACGACGAAUAAACCACUUUCACAGAGCCCCCAGCAGUGGCCAAGCCAUGGGAGUACAUUCGCAUCCCGGGCAUUGGUAUGUUGCCCGGCCUGUGCGUACCGCACCAGGACAAGGUGCAGUCCAACGGGUCGCUGCGGGCCGACCAUGUGAACGAAAUGCUGACUCGGCUGGCCUUCUACGGCGGGCGGGAGCGGGCCAUCUGCAUAGACCACUGGGCGGUGCUGGUGCUGGAAAACGGGCAGUACCAGGUUCUGUCCUUCCCGGACAAGGUUGGCAGCGGCUUGAGCUGCAAGGAACGCGAGUGGAAGCCGCUGCAGGAGGAAAUUAUCGUGCACAACAGCCGGACCAAUCUCCCCGUGCGCACCGUAGUGCGGCUAGUCGACGGGCUUUACGCCGACGCAAAGCUGGACGGCGCUACGCCGGAAGGAGCUGCGCUCCUCGCGGACGGCAACAACGCGCCCGUGGACCGGGUUUCGCUGGACCUGGAAAACCUUCGCCUCUCUCAGGAGGACGGCCCCGACCGGGUCACGGUGUCCGAGAAAGUCUCCUACGUGAAGGACCGCACCGGGAAGCCCUGCGUGUGGAUCAAGGAAACGAAAAUUGGCCAGGACGCAGAAGAGUUGACGGACAUGAUCCUGCACAUGCAGGCCGCACCCUGGGCCGGCAGUGUGGACGACCUCUUCGCCCUGAACCGCUCCCAGGGUGAUUGCCCCAUCACCGCACAGAAACUUCGCCAGGUGCGGGAACUAAACCCGGCCUUCUGAUGCGGAUGCGCAUUGCUUGUUGACCAGAGAUACUAUAAAUAUUUGUAUGUAGGGAAGUACAUGCGGAUGAUUUUGAUUUCUCACUUGCACCACUUCAAGAACGUGAAUUUGUAAAAAGCGACCCCUUCUCCUCGAAUUUUAUGGCACUGCGCCCCCAGCGUCAUCCGGUCUCAUCCGGUACCAAGAAGAAUACAUCGAGCUAUUCGCAGUUACGACAGAUGAUUUUACAGCCUACUGGUGAGUUCUUCAAGUUCGCACUGUUGAACGUGCUUUGUAUCAGGAAAUGCAAGGGAG
Molecule: messenger RNA, 2672 nt
Organism: Amoebophrya sp. A120
Lineage: Eukaryota; Dinophyceae; Syndiniales; Amoebophryaceae
Source: the annotation of a GenBank genome assembly